AAAUAAUUCUUCGUCUUUCUCUCUGACUGGUUACUGGUCCCCCCCUCCUACCUCUUACCCCCCCACACACUCUGCUCUUAUCGUUGUCCUGACCGGCCCUAUGCGAAUCCCGACGCCGCUGAUUGAGCCGACCUAUCCGAUUCUCUGCGUCUGAUACAUCUUAUUGGAUCUGUCACCAGUUAGUUGCUCCUCUUCAAGUCGUUCUCGUAUUGACACGAGACAUCAUCACCGUCGUGUCGCCCGUGCUAUGGCGGAUGAUCCGCCCGGCUCUGAAAUCGCCGGCGUCGUGGUCGGAGCGGUGCUACUCUUUGGCGCCAUUAGCUUGGUUCCUAUUCUGAUUAUGUGGCGUCACCGUCGACGAGCGGCGGCGCGAAGAGCCAGUGAAGUGCACCUCCUUCAGGUCAAUGGGUGUAUGCGACAGGUAUCGGUGGAGCGAUGGCUGGAAGAGUUGACCCGAUCAGAAAAUGGGGAACAGCAGCAGCAGCAGCAGCAGCAACAACAACAACAGCUGCGGCACUACGCUCAAGAAACCUGUUCCAUCUGCCUUUCGACUCUUGUAGCACCGUCGUCUUCGCAAGACACGCUACCGUCUUCUCCAGAACCCGCCUGCAUUCGCCCUCAUUCUCGCUCAACCAUCGCUCUCCACAGUCAUGACACGCUUACCCCUGAUGCUGACCCUCCUCCCUCCGUGCUCGAAUCAGAUCGGAUGCGCUACCGCUACCGCGACAACGACCGCAGUGUCCUCGUUCUGAAUCAAUGUAAUCACGCUUUCCACGCUUCCUGUCUUGCGUCAUGGUUCACGUAUGGCCAGUACAAGUGCCCCAUCUGUCAGACCGUGUACUCCCCCACCACUGACCCCGGGUAAAAACUUUUUUUCUUCUCUCAUUUCCCUUCGGGCUCUCUCUCUCUCUCUCUCUCUCUCUCUCUCUUACUCACUUGCUGAUCAUCCAGGAUGGAUGGAUUGCGACAUGGCUGGUUCCAUGGCUUUGCUUGGCGCCUUAAUUCGGGUCUUGGUGCUUUUUCCGUUUUUUUGUUUCGAUCCGGAUCUGAUCU
Molecule: messenger RNA, 1053 nt
Organism: Aspergillus pseudotamarii
Lineage: Eukaryota; Fungi; Ascomycota; Eurotiomycetes; Eurotiales; Aspergillaceae
Product: RING finger protein
Exons: 3
Coding region: 248-865 (205 amino acids)
Molecular function (GO): zinc ion binding
Source: RefSeq, a predicted model, not a curated record